This is a messenger RNA of Conger conger (European conger), 4682 nucleotides long. RefSeq names its product leucyl-tRNA synthetase 1b (gene lars1b). NCBI's taxonomy places the organism in Eukaryota, Metazoa, Chordata, Actinopteri, Anguilliformes, Congridae. The transcript is spliced from 32 exons. Gene Ontology annotation, molecular function: ATP binding; leucine-tRNA ligase activity; aminoacyl-tRNA deacylase activity. The record is from RefSeq and is a predicted model, not a curated record. Gene Ontology annotation, biological process: leucyl-tRNA aminoacylation. Bases 133 to 3666 code for a protein of 1177 amino acids.
GUUUCCCAUUGGCCCUCUCUGUCGUCCCUGUUUCAUCAGCUCUGUUCAGUGGAAGCGGCGUGGGUUUUGCUCGUAGCGUUUUCUACUUGGACUUUCUUAUUUGUUUAGAAAAUCCCACUUAGUCCACUCAAAAUGACGGAACGAAAGGGCACUGCGAAAUUGGACUACCUCAGAAAAAUUGAGUUGGAGGUCCAAAAGAAAUGGGAGAUGGAAAAAGUUUUUGAAAGCGAUGCACCCAGUACUAUUGGUGGCAGCAAAAACAAGAACAAGUACUUUGUCACCUUUCCCUACCCCUACAUGAAUGGAAGACUCCAUCUUGGUCAUACUUUCUGUCUGUCAAAAUGUGAGUUUGCAGUUGGAUAUCAGCGUUUGAAAGGAAAGCAAUGCCUGUUUCCUUUCGGACUUCAUUGCACCGGAAUGCCUAUCAAAGCCUGUGCUGAUAAGCUGAAGAGAGAGAUGGAGCUCUAUGGAUGUCCACCCCAGUUCCCAGAUGAGGAAGAGGAGGGGGAAGAUGAAACAAAAAAACUGGGGGAUGAGAUCAUCAUCAAAGACAAGUCCAAGGGAAAAAAGAGCAAAGCUGUGGCCAAGUCUGGGGCAGCCAAGUUCCAAUGGGACAUCAUGAAGUCUCUGGGCAUGCAGGACGAGGAGAUCAUGAAGUUUGCGGACGCAGCUCAUUGGCUGGAGUACUUCCCGCCGUUGGCCAUUCGGGAUCUGCAGAGCAUGGGAGUCAAGGUUGACUGGCGACGCUCCUUCAUCACGACAGAUGUCAACCCCUUCUACGACUCCUUUGUCAGGUGGCAGUUUAUGAUUCUGAAGGAAAGGAAGAAAAUCAAAUUUGGGAAAAGGUAUACCAUCUACUCUCCGAAGGAUGGACAGCCGUGUAUGGAUCAUGACAGACAGUCAGGCGAGGGAGUUGGUCCACAGGAGUAUACCCUCAUUAAAAUGAAGAUUAUUGAACCGUACCCCUCAAAACUAAGUGGCCUUAAAGGUAAGAACGUCUUCCUGGUGGCAGCGACCCUCAGACCAGAGACCAUGUUCGGACAGACGAACUGCUGGGUCCGGCCCGAUAUGAAGUACGUGGUCUUCGAGAUAAGCAGCGGCGACGUGUUCAUCAGCACGCGGCGGUCAGCCAGGAACAUGUCCUACCAGGGCUUCACCAAGGAGAACGCCGUGGUCCCGGUCGUCAUGGAGAUCCUCGGGCAGGAUAUCCUCGGCUGUGCUCUGAGGGCCCCUCUUACCUCUUACAAGACCAUCUAUGCCCUGCCCAUGCUCACCAUCAAAGAAGACAAAGGUACUGGGGUUGUCACCAGCGUUCCGUCUGACUCCCCUGAUGACAUCGCCGCCCUCAGAGAUAUCAAAAAGAAACAGGCACUGAGGGAGAAGUACGGGAUCGAAGACAAAAUGGUGCUGCCGUUUGAACCAAUUCCCAUCAUCGAGAUCCCGGGGUAUGGGAGCCUGUCGGCGCCCCUGGUGUGCGACGAGCUGAAGAUCCAGAGCCAGAACGACCGCGAGAAGCUGGCCGAGGCCAAGGAGAAAGUCUACCUCAAGGGCUUCUACGAAGGAGUCAUGCUGGUGGAGGGAUUCAAGGGGCAGAAGGUUCAGGAUGUGAAGAAGCCCAUUCAGAAGAUGAUGGUGGAGAAGGGCGAGGCGCUGGUCUACAUGGAGCCGGAGAAACAGGUGAUGUCACGUUCGGCAGACGAGUGCGUGGUGGCCCUCUGCGAUCAGUGGUACCUGGACUACGGAGACAAGGAAUGGAAGCAGCAGGCCACGGGCUGCCUGAAAGACUUGGAGACGUACGGUGACGAGACCAGGAAGAACUUCGAGGCGACUUUGGCUUGGCUGCAGGAACACGCGUGCUCUCGAACCUACGGCCUGGGAACACGGUUGCCGUGGGACCAGCAGUGGCUGAUUGAGUCCUUGUCGGACUCCACCAUCUACAUGGCGUACUACACCGUGGCCCACUUCCUGCAGGGGGGUGUCCUGAAUGGCCAGGGUCCUUCUCCCCUGGGCAUCAGACCAGAGCAGAUGACCAGGGAGGUGUGGGAUUUCAUCUUCCUGAAGAACUCGCCCUUCCCGAAAAGCGACAUUCCCAAGGAGCACCUGCAGCGGCUCCGGCGGGAGUUUGAGUACUGGUACCCCGUGGACGUGCGCGUAUCGGGGAAGGACCUGGUGCCCAACCACCUGUCCUACUACCUGUACAACCACGUGGCCAUGUGGCCUGAGGACCGUGGGAAGUGGCCACAGGCGAUCAGGGCUAAUGGACACCUGCUGCUGAAUUCGGAGAAGAUGUCCAAGUCUACAGGGAACUUCCUCACCUUGAGCGAGGCGGUUAGCAAGUUUUCCGCUGACGGAAUGCGCCUGGCGCUGGCGGACGCUGGAGACACGGUGGAGGACGCUAACUUCGUGGAGACCAUGGCGGAUGCGGGCAUCCUCCGCCUCUUCACCUGGGUGGAGUGGGUGAAGGAGAUGAUAGCCAAUCAGAACAGCCUGAGGACCGGGCCUGCCGACACCUUCAACGACAGGGUCUUUGCCAGUGAAAUGAACGCUGGCAUCAUUAAGACGGAGCAGCAUUAUGAGAAGAUGAUGUACAAGGAGGCUUUGAAAAGCGGCUUCUUUGAAUUCCAGGCGGCGAAGGAUAAGUACCGGGAGCUGGCGAUCGAGGGCAUGAACAGAGACCUGGUCUUCCGCUUCAUCGAGAACCAGACCCUGCUGCUGGCGCCCAUCUGCCCUCACCUGUGCGAACACACCUGGGCGCUCAUGGGAAAGAGCGGGUCCCUGAUGAAGGCCUCGUGGCCCCUGGCAGGGGCCGUGGACGAGGUGCUGAUCCGCUCCUCCCAGUACCUCUCCGAGACCGCCCACGACCUGCGCCUGCGCAUCAAAGCCUACCUGCAGCCGCCCAAGAGCAAGAAGGGUGACAGCAAGCCCCCAGAGAAGCCCAGUCACUGCACCGUCUACGUGGCCAAAAACUACCCCCCCUGGCAGCACAGCGCCCUCGUCCUGCUGGGGAAGCACUACAAGAACAACGGCGGCAGUCUCCCGGAGAACAAGGUGAUCGCCGCAGAACUGAGCGCCAUGUCCGAGCUGAAGAAGUACAUGAAGAGGGUCAUGCCCUUCGUCGCCAUGAUCAAGGAGAACCUGGAGAAGAACGGCCCGCGGGUUCUGGACCUGCAGUUGGAGUUUGACGAGCGAGCGGUCCUGCUGGAGAACAUUGUGUAUUUAACCAAUUCCCUGGAGCUGGAGCAGAUCGACGUGGUGUUCGCAUCCGAGGCAGACGACAAAAUUAAGGAGGACUGUUGCCCGGGGAAACCGUUCAGCGUCUUCAGAUCAGAGCCUGGGGUGCCCGUGUCCUUCAUCAACCCUCAGCCCUCCAACGGCCUUUUCACCACCAAGAUCAGCAUCCGCCAGGGCGACAGCAAGGACAGCGUGGUCCGACGGCUGGCCAAAGUCAACCGCUCCAUCAAAGACCUGUCCAAAGUGAAGCUGAUGAGGUACGACGACCCCCUCCUGGGCCCCCGCCGCGUCCCCGUCCUGGGGAAGGAGGAGCAGGGCAAGUCGGCCAUUUCGGAGAGGUGCACCUUCCACGUCGACCUGGCCGGCAAGAAGGUCCACGUGGCGGACAACGGCCUCAGCGUGGACAUCGGGGACUCCCUGGUGUACCUGAUCUAGCGGAGCCCAGCCGGCCGUGUGGGACAUUCGACAGGGAGCUUCGGAAGCGCCAGUCUGGCCCGGUCCUGGAGAGCCGCAGAGUCCGCUGGUUUCUGUUUUCACCUUAAAUUAACGCCCAAGUAACCUGGUCAGGUGAGCUAGCGGUGUAAUCGACUGCUCUGAUUGGUUAAUUAAGUGUAGAGUGACAGGGAAGCCAGCGUAGCCUGUGGUUCUCCAGGACCAGAGUUGCCGCUCCAGGCCUGGUCCACCCUCACAGCCUGAAUACUGGCCACCAUCAAGGCCUCUCCUAUUGGCUGUUGUGUAACGGGCUGAUUAUGCAAUGGCUGAACCACACUCACACACACGUUAAUAACGGUCUGGGUACAGAGGUCACCCAAUCCCCCAAAUACGAGGAACAAUCAGGAUUUCAUUUUGUGCUCCCUAUAAGGUCUUAUGACAGAUUACAAAUUAUUAUUCAUGUUCAUUAUUAUUCAAUUUUUAAAGGUUUUUGUCUAAAUCCGUCCUCCAGGUUUAUUAUGUUUUUAUGUGUUUUUUGGGGGUUGUAGGGGCUUAGGAGAACCUUCCCCCCGCCCCCCCAUUCACGCACAAGCACACGCACAAGCACACGCACACACACGCACGCACACGCACGCACACGCACGCACACGCACGCACACGCACGCACACGCACGCACACGCACGCGCACGCACGCACACGCACGCACACACGCACUUCUUUUGCAUGUGCAGCAGUAGAUAAUGAGCUGUGCCAAUACUACUGAUUUUGCCAUUGUCAGGUGGAGACAUCGUUUCUACCGUUGCGGUUGUUGUGGUUAAUAGUGCGAUGUGCCUGCACCUGUCCAAGAUAUGAGCGUGGUUCAGCUGUGUCUGCUUGGUGGUUUUCCAUAGCUCGGAGGGCGUGUGCGUGGGCUAGACCUGGACUUUGGGCCGUGCUUACAACGGGCACGUGAGCUCGUAUCUUUCUGUACAAAUAAAUAAAACCCAUUUUUCAUGUAAUAAAGACGCCCCUCAGUUGA